CUUGCAGUUAUUAAAAUAACCGGCAUGUUUUUCUUUCGUUUGUUGUCUGUGUAGGACGUGUGUGUGAAAAUAGCAAAUAUUUAAAAAUAUAUAUGGAUAUAAACGUUUUAUAAGUGUAAAUUAAAAGAAGUUAGAUAUGUUAGUAUAAACAGUAUUAAAGGUAGUGUUUCCAAAAACUUAAAAUAUGGAGGGCGAAUGCGUUUUUGCACCGGUUGUUACCGUCGAUGAAUGGCAAACGGUUCCCACUGAUAUUGCGAAAAAAAUCCAUUCUUUCGUGAACGAAAAGUUCGAGGAGUUUAUAACAUCUAAAGCCCUUCUGGAAACCAAUCGUUUUAACGCAGAGCAAACGGUAAAAGAGUUAACAGAACAACAUGAAAACACAAAACUGGAUAAUGAAAAGCUUAAAGGGCGACUUGAAGCUGCAGCCAAAAGCAUUGAAGAGUAUGAAAAUCAGAUUUCCAUCAUGACUUCAGAAGUUUCAAAGCUACAAGUCCAAUCCAAUAAGCUUGAGGCUGAAACGGCCGAGUUUCGCCAUCAACGCAACUUAGCAGUUGAUGAACGUGAUGAGCAUUUAAAAAUGAUCCAGCGAAGAAACACUGAAGUGGAGAGAAUGCAGUCUGAAAUUACCACCUUAACCCAACAACUUGAGGCAGCAGUCAAUGCCAAGUGUGAGGCUUUGGCUAAAUCACAGGAGGUUGACUCAAUGAAAAUAACCAUUGAAUACAAGGAAAAGAGAAUGGAACAGGAACGGUCAAUGAUGAAUGAGCAGAUUGAAAGUUUAACUGAGGAUUUAAAUCAAAGAACUGAGGAAUUAUUAAAUAUGAGACGAGAUAAUACUUCAAGAUGCAUUCAAUUGGAGACCAAGUUAACAGAAAAAACACAAGAAUUGAUUGUGGCUACUGAACAAAUUAAAUCUCUCACUGAUUUGAAUAAUAAUUUUGCCACUAGACAUGAAGAGUUAUCCCAAAAAUUAUUGAGUCAACGGGAAAUUGAAAGCAAAAUGAAUGAAUCCUAUACCUAUGAAAUUGAAGCUAAAACAAAGAUGGCCAACGCUUACAAGUCUAUGUACGAGGAAAGUCAACAACAUGCUGAAGAACUUAAAACUGCUCUGGCUGAGGUGCAAGAUUUAUUGAAGAAUGCUACAGAACAAUAUGGAGAACUGGAAACUAAACACAAAGAAUCUGAACUUGCCCAUGAAGAAAUUAUUGUAAAGAAGAAUGACUGUAUUGCUAUGUUGAAAAAGGAACUGGAAACUGCUAAUGAAUUACUUGAAAGUACCAAACAUGACCAAAUACACAGGGACAUGGAAGGUUCUUCUCCGGCUGCUGCAAGUGCAUCAAGAUACAUGAAAUCAGGCAUGACGAUGACCGAAAUUUACUCACAAUACGUCACGGUAUCCGAUAAACUAACCAAUAAGGACGAAGAAUGCGCGAGACUUAACAACUUAAUCGCCUGCAUCUACAAGGAGAUCGAGGAGAAAGGUCCGCUGAUCAAAAAACUCCGACAAGACUACUGCACAACUUUGGACGCGAACGACGAACUAAAACAGGCUAACGAUCAGUUGUUGAACGAUUUGCAGCAAUUGAGAGAAGCGAACGCCGAAUGCCGCAAGUUGGAGGGCAAAACUGCCAGAGAGAAUGCCAGACUCAAAAAGGAAGUCGCUGAUUUGAGCCGACAGGUUUGUCAUUUGCUGCAAGAGGUGGAGCAUUCCCGCAUUGGAUCGUCGUCAUUCUCCAACGAUAUGGAUUUGGGCGACAGCAUCAGUUCCGCUGAUAUAAUCUCGAAGAAAUUGGUCACGUUUAACGACAUAUCGGAAUUGCAAAGCCAAAACCAGAAGCUGUUGGCGUGCAUUCGCGAGCUAACCGAACGCCAAGAAGAAGCUGAAUCCAUAGAUCCCAUCGAUAUAUCAAAUUUGAAAACCAAGUUGGAUAACCUGCGCGAAUCUCAGAACGAGCUGCUCGAGGAACGCGACAGACAGAACAAGAUGAUGGUGACGUUGCGCAACCAACGCGAUAUGUACAAAAAUUUGUACUCUCAGGCUGUUAAGGCGUCGGGCGAAGACAUCCCCAUGCAACUGGAACGCACGUACGGGAUCCAAGAGAACGGCGAAAUCAGCAAAACGCAGACCGACUCCGAAUCUCAGUCCUCCGAAAAGGUGCAAGAAAUGGAAAAUAAGAUUGAUUCGUUGAAGAAGCAAGUCGAGCAUUUAAACAAAGAAAAUGAAACGUACAGAAACGAGAAGAACGCAAACGAAAAGAUGUUGUUGGAACAACUUGACAACAUGCGAGCUGAAGUAAAAGAAUUAACCAGGCUCAAUUGCAAACUUUCCUCUCAAACCGAAGUUAAUGAGGAAAAAUUCAAGAUUAUGCAGAACAAUACCGAAAUUUAUAAAAAGCAAAUAACAGCGCUCGAAAAACAAAACAAAAUAUAUAGUGAAGCUAUCAUCAAACAUGAGCAAGCGGCGACUUACCUGAAGGACGAAACUAUUCAGGCUCAAUCAAAACUUUCCCGAGCAGAAGUAAUGCUUGGAAAUCUUCAGAAAGAAAAUGCGUUGCUUCGCGAUGCCGAGUCGCGUUUGGUCAAGGACAAGGAAAUGGUUAAACGCCAAACGCACCAACAAAACCUUAUACAGUCCAACAUUGAACUUAUUAAAGCCACAUUGGAGAGAACCGAUGCCGAAGGAAAACUUCGUUUGGAAGCCAGGCUGGAUGAAGCGCACAGAGAAUGUGCCGCACUACGUAGAAGAUUGCAAGAAGAACAGGAUAGGUUCCGUCAAUUGUCCGAACAUUUGGAGAAACAAGCCCAAACCGCCGUAUCAAGAAUGGAGGAAGAAAAACAACAAGCGGACAAAUUGCGACAAGAGGUCAUCGAAACUAGAGAAGAGUUGAUCAAGAAAUCUAACCAAAUCGAGGAGCUCACUAUGAAAAUCAAACUUUCCGCGUUCUCUGCCCCUGAAACUUCAGAAGAAGGCAAAAAAAUACGCCUGCUGGAACAGCAAAACGCUGAUUACAUAAUUGAGAUUGAAUCGUUGAAAACCAAACUAAAAACCACCAAGGAAGCUGCCGAUCAGUACUUCAACGUUGCUGAUGCUGCAGAGCAACAGACCAAAGAUAUGUUGGCAACGCAUGAGCAACUCAAAGAAGAACUCGAAAAGCAAAAACAUUUGGUAAAAGAACUGCAAGAGAAAGUGGGCGAGUUGCAGGGCGAGUUGUCCAUUCAAAUGGACGACCAAGAUAUGGCUAACGCAGGAGUUAAAUCCAAAUCGCAUCAGUUAGAAGAAGAAUUAAGCACAAAAACAAUGGAUUUAAAAACCGCCAGAGAGCAAUUGGAACACGCCAGAGCUGAAAAUAAGAGUAUUAACGAACAAUUAAAGGCAGUGGAAAAUAAAUAUGCCAGAGAGGUCAUGCUUCAUUCUGCCGACUUGCAAUCGUUAACAGUGAUGAAGGAAGAGUUAAAUGCUGCGUUGGGCAAAGUCAAUGAACUAGCUUCUGGUAAAGACCAAGCCAUUGAAGCUCUAAAAGAAAGCAAAGAGAGCUGGCAGAAGCAAGAAGUUUUGUUCCAGAAGGAAAAAGAGGAAAUGGAUUCCAGAUUUAAAGAUAUCGAUUCGCAAAAUAAUUUACUUUUGGAUCAAAUUCAUGCUUUAAAUACUCAACUAACCAUUCUUCAAGCUCAAUCAAGUUCCGAAAACGCCAACGCUUCUAUGGGCGAUGCCUCGUUCAACAGAUCUUUCACCGAAGACGAAAUUAAAUCAUCAGAACAAUUGUUAAAGAUCAUUAAAUAUUUGCGUCAAGAAAAGGAUAUUGCCGUAAGCAAAGCCGAUAUCAUGGAGGCUGAACAUCAACGCCUUAAGACUCAGUUCGAUAUUGUCAACAAACAAUACGAGGAAAUGAAGCAUACUGUCGAGGGCGAAAGGCAGAAAUCGGAAAUUUCUGUCGUGUCAGCUUCUAAACACGCUGAAGUUUUGCGUAAACUCGAAACUCUUAACGCAAUUACGGACAGCAAUCGUUCACUAAGACAGGAACGCGACGAAUUGCUGGCUCAAGUUGGGGAGCUCAGAUCCAGAAAUAAAGACUUGGAAACAAAUUCCUCGCCAUUGGAAGACAAAUGCCGAGAAUUGACCACCAAAGCCGACCAGAUGCAAAACGAGAAUAUUGCUCUGAGAACCGAAGCGACUAGAUGGAGACAGCGUGCCAAUAUGCUUAUAGAGAAGACGAACAGAACCAGUCCGGAAGAUUGGAAGAAAUUGCAAUCGGAAAGAGAGAAUCUUGCCAAACAAUUAACCAUUGAACGUUCAACGACGACCAAACUCAACGACGAUAUCAACAACCUGCGUCAAGACAAGAGUAAAUUGGAGGACCAACUGAAGAGUCUGAGAGCUCAAAACAAUACCCAGUCUGAGGAAAUAUCCAAACUCAAGGAGGACUUAUCGUCAUUACAGACACAAAUGCAACAAGUCACAACUAACUUGGACCAAUGCCAACAAAACAACAAGAAAGUCAGCGACGAGGUUCGUGUCUUGACCGAAGAUACAGCCAGCAAAGAAGCGGUCAUAACCGACUUGAAAAACAAUCUGGCUCAAAUAAGAAAGAUUGCCAAGAAGUACAAGAUUCAGUACGAGGAACAGAUGAAGGAGAUGGAGCAAUUGAAACAAGAAAAAUCAGAGUUGGAAGGAGCCAUUUCGAACGGCGCCGAGAAGCAAGAACAGCUCAUACAGGAACAACGUUCCGACCACGAAGGUCGCUUGAGUCAACUAGAACAGCAACACAGAGAAGCGGUUGAACAACUCAAUCAGCAAAUACAGACUACCAAUGAGGAACUGGAGAAUGUCAAGAAGGAGAAUGAAAAUCUUAAGCAGCUUGGCGUUGAGAAGGAAGAAAGAUUCAAAACUUUGUUUAAGAAUGCUAAAGAUCGUAUAGUGCAUUUGACUGAACAAAAUAAUACUCUUAAAGACGAAAUUAAUAGGGAUAAGCCUGAAAGUGAUAAUGCUGGCGAGGGGUCUAGUAGAAAUAGCGAGUUAAUUGAAAAAGUAAACAAACUACAGAAAGAAAAGGAUGAUAUGGCUGAAGAACAACAGCAAGAAAAGGAAAAAUUGCUGACCGAUAUCGAAUCGCUAACCCAGCGGGUCAACCAACUGCAGCGCCAAUUAGGAUCUCAACAAGGUUCCAAACCCAGCACAAGCUCCAGCUCGUCGGAUAAAUCGACCACCGAACCUCCGACCGCGAACAUCAAGCCCAUGGCAGUCGAUCUUUCAGGCCACUCGACCAACACCCAGACGCAGUCGGUGCCAAUACAGCCGUGGAGAAGCGGCGGCGAACCUCCGUUGGCCAGCAUCAGGCCCAUGUCGGCCCAACUACGCACCGUCGCAGUGUUGCCGACCAGCCAGAGUCCUAGCGCUGUUAUGGUGCCACCACAACAACAGGUUCAUACCACAGGCUCCAACACUAUCGAAGCCUUGUCCAGCAGCCCGACCAGUUCGCACACCGAUUACGUGCCGGCUACAAGUUCGGCCAGCGCGGCUGUACACAGCGGUCCACGCCAAGUGGCCGUGCCUCCCACUCAAUCCUCUCAAGAUGCUGAAGACGACGAAAACGUUCAGAUGCAGAACGCGCCCCAGCAACAGGCUGUUGCUUUGGUGUUGCCAAGGGUGGAGCCGCCCAGCAGCGGUCCCACGCAAGAACAAGGCACAAGCAGCAGCAGCAGUUCCAACACCGUGACCACAACUCAGGCCGGUUUGAAACGGCAGCGGGACGCGGACACCGACAGCAGCUGUCAGUCGGACGACCAGUCGAAAGGGCAGCAGAGCAAGAGGACGAGGGUCCAGCAGGCCGGCACGGUCAGCGAUAGCGGCCUAGAGGUCGAAUACCAAGUUCCUACGAGCAGUCAAAGGGAUCACGACGACGACAACGUGAUCGUGGUCGAGAGCGACGAGGAGGGUGCGGCCGAUGAGGGCGAAGGCGCCGACGACGAUCAGGACGAUCCCGAUACCGAGGGUUACGACAUGGAGGGGAUGGAACAAGACAACUAUGAAGAAGCCGAUUGCCAAGACGUCGAGGAGGACGAGGAAGAAGCCGGGAAUGAAGUGGAAGUGAUUGAAGAUUCCAGCGAAGUGCCAAACCAAAGUGAAAGACAGGAAAUUAAUGAAGAAGAAAUUGGAGAACAAGCGCAAUCUGAAGCUAUUAGCAGUGGCACUGAUGGCUCGGGGGGUCCAAUGUCGGUAACUUUGUCGCAAGCGUCGACCUCGAUGUCGAUGUCUCAGGCAUCGUUCUCUCGCACCCGACACGUGACGCCGCUGCCGUCGCGCAGCAGCCAACAGCAGCAGCAGCAGCAGUCGCAGCUGCUGCUCUCGCACGGCCUGGACGACAUCGGCGACGACGGCAUCGUGCCGUCCACACCCACGCUGUUCGUGCCUCGGAGAUCGGACGGGUUCGGCGAGGCGGUCAGCUCGCCGCAAGUGCCGACCAGCGGCCGCUUCACGUUCGGCGACACGUCGUCGGCCAACGUGCCCGGCUCGAGCGAGGCGGUGCCCGAGCAGACGCUGGAGGUCGGCCACCUGGACGACGACAGCACGGGACGUUCGGUGCCCACCACGCCGCUGCAGUCUUCGCCGCAGGAGGCCGUACCCGGAGCCGACGAUGCCGGAUCUCAUCAAUCUACACACUCAGAUGCCGAACUACCCUCUAUAACAGUUAGUGGGGUAGACGAUACUGAGCACACAGGUGAGGGUAGCUCAGGGGACUGUAUGGGGCCCCCAAGCGUUGCUGGAACGUCUUCUGAGGGCAACCAGCAAUCAGAACAGUCUGAAGAAAUGCUCGAAGGAGACGAUGGGGUGAGUUCGGAGGGCGAAAAACCUCCCGCGACCGAAGAGGGGGAGGAGGAGGGCAGAGAAGCCGAGGCAUCCCCAAGCACGCAAUCUCGAAGGUUUCAGAGGGGUGCGAACUCGGCCCGCAGGAACACUCCACGGCAAUCUCCGGGCAGGGGAGGCAUGCACAGGUCUGGACCCACGCCGAUCAUAUGGGCCGAUCAAAGAAGCCCUCAUUUCAGACAAGAUGUUCAAAGGGGAAGACCAAACCAAUCUCCUAAUUUCAAUAGGGCCGUAGCUCGACGUGCUAGAGGACGAAUGCAAAGACCAUACGGCCGUUUUUAAUCGCAUUAAUAUCAUUUUCAUUCCAAAUAGGUAUAUUCAGUUUAAAUUAAACCCUUUUUGUACCAUAAGUGUUAAAUAAUGUUUAGGAUUCAUGUAAAUUUUUGUUUGAUUACUAAAGUUAUUGCUAAAUUUCAUUACGUACAGUAGAUAUAGUGUUCUUAAUAAUAAAUGGUUAAAUCCA
Messenger RNA from Brassicogethes aeneus, 7325 nucleotides. NCBI's taxonomy places the organism in Eukaryota, Metazoa, Arthropoda, Insecta, Coleoptera, Nitidulidae. The record is from the annotation of a GenBank genome assembly.